AUGUCAGCAAACCCUUUUUUUCCUGCCCGAGAACUUGGUUGUGUCAUUCGUGCCACCUACGAACCAAUAGGGCAACUUCGAGGUGGAUUUGCGGGCCGAUUCGGGCAGAUAGACGAAAACAUUGGGAAAAUCAUUCUGGGGGGGUCAUAUUGUCUCGGUCUCUCAGAAUUCGCCAUGGCUGCCACCGCCGCUCUCUCCAGCUCCUUUGCGGGUGUCGCUCUUCCCACCCUGCCCGCCAGGAAGACCGUCUCCGUGUCCCGGAUCGUGAAGGUGACCGCCAGCGGUGGCAAGAAGAUCCAAACCAAGACCCCCCUGGGUCCCAGCGGUGACUACAAGUUCAAGGUGGACCCCUCCGGCUCUCCUUCCAAGGGCAAGGGUGCUUACCAGUUCGCCAAGAAGUACGGUGCUAACGUCGAUGGCUACAGCCCCAUCUACACCCCGGAGGAGUGGUCUGCUAAGGGUGACACCUACGAGGGUGGCAAGGGUGGUCUGCUCCUGUGGUUCCUCACCUUCGGCGGCCUUCUCGCCAUCGGUGCGCUCCUCAUCGUCAACACGAGCGCUCUUGCCUAA
Messenger RNA from Closterium sp. Yama58-4, 570 nucleotides. NCBI's taxonomy places the organism in Eukaryota, Viridiplantae, Streptophyta, Zygnematophyceae, Desmidiales, Closteriaceae. The record is from the annotation of a GenBank genome assembly.